Caenorhabditis remanei is the source of this 762-nucleotide messenger RNA. RefSeq lists its product as uncharacterized. NCBI's taxonomy places the organism in Eukaryota, Metazoa, Nematoda, Chromadorea, Rhabditida, Rhabditidae. The coding region runs from base 1 to 762 and encodes 253 amino acids. The record is from RefSeq and is a predicted model, not a curated record. The transcript has 5 exons.
AUGACAAUUAAUCCGACAGAAUAUGCAUCACAUGAAUACGGAGAACCACCACUCACACCGAGAAACGAUGGAAAAGUUCAAUUUUUGGGCCCAGAUGUUGUCAGAUACAUUUCGCCGCCCCGGGUUGAGGUGGCUAGACAACGAUAUAGACCAUUGGCUCCAGCUCCACCACCUCAACAAACAUACUCAACCGACUCACCACCUCCAACUUAUCAAUCUUCAGUUUAUCCAAUGACCCAGCAACACCCACCACAACCACAAUACAUCCAACAACCCCAAAUGGUACCCGUCUCAAUGCCAAUGAUGACUCCUCAAUACGUGAUGCCUCCUCAAAUGGCUCCAAUGAUAACACAUCAGCCACACAUGAUGUGUAUGCAACAGCCUGUUAUGACACAAAUGGCUCAAAUGAUGCCUCCGGUUCAGUUGACGCCUCCACAGAUGGUACAGCCACAGCAACAACAGACGUCUCCUGCUAUCACACUCUGCAUCAAUCAGUCACCACAACUCGGCGGUAUUCCCGGAGGAAACGGAAACGCGCUCGUUUGUCCGAAAUGUCGGAAGGGGAUUAUCACGAGACAACAGGAUAAAUUCAGAAAGCGUAUCCUAAUGUGUCUCGCCUUCUGCUGCUGCCCCUUGACUUGCGGAAUUCCAUUAUUCUGGAUCUGUUGCAACUACGUGGAUACUUGUGGUGCAUGUGGCAAGAGUUACGGUCAUCGUGGAAAGAAAAACUAUAAGAAGAAGGUCAACGCCGUCACUUUGUAG